AUGAUUGUUCUCGCUAUGUAUUUUUCCCUGUUGGUGUCCAAAGGAGUUUCAGUGCUAACUUGCGGUUUAAAUACCAUUGGGAACAUGAGGUUUGUACUUACACACAGUUCAAGUUUAUGCUUUUUUCAAAGUUUAUUUUUCUAAUUGUCUUUGGAUAUGCUAUAUGCUUAUGAAUGAAACGGAGUCAUUUGUUACAACAAAGAAAAUAAGAAUGAGCAUGAAUCACAUGAGCAGGCAAGGAAAGGCAUAAAACAAUAAGUUGAUGUAACUUCACUUGCUUUUUUUUAAAAAAAACGAUGAGCUUCUUUUCGAUGAAAAUUCUUCGUGUUGGUGUUUUCAUUUUUUUUUUCAGUGAGUGGUUAUCAAUAGAGGAACUUCCACCGGUAAUUGAACCUCGAAAUGCUUCGGAGAUUUUAAACAAACUUUUGAAGAAUUACGACAAAAGGCUGAGACCCGGACAUGCAGGUAUCAUUCUUAUCUUCCUGUUUUAUUCCCUUCAUUAAAUAAGCUGUCUGUUUCUCAAACUCACUAACAGUAAUUGAGGGGCAAAAUGAAAUUUAAAAAAAAAGGUUAAAUUUUUAAGAAUCUUGAAUAUUGAAAAAGAGAUCAAUUUAAAGAUAGUUAUCAUUUUAAGCUGGCAGACACCUCGUGUUUAAAACUUCAUUUAUCACUUGGAAAUCAACCGGAACAAGCCCAGUCAACCACGCUUUGGUUUCAGAAUGUCUUUCAACGAAACACUGCGCCAAACACUGUAUACCUAAUUUUCGUUCCGCGAGAAUUAGCGACACGAAAUUUAAUGCCCGUAUGUUCUAAUAAACUUAAAUGUGCGCUUUUAGUCGUAGACAUAAGAUCACUUCCAUUUUCAAUGCGAGGCUAAGUGCGAAGCCAUUGAUAAGAAAAUAAGUUUUAUUUUCAUGCAAAUAAAACUCAUUUUCACAACAAAGAUUUUACACGUAGCCCCGCCGUUUUAAAAGUGAGAGUUUUUGGACCUCGGAUAUGGGCUAUUCUGCACUAUACGCCACUUGCACAUCCCCCAUAAUACACCAUAUUUGCCCCCACAAAAUUUUGAAUAAGCAUCGUUUUCGAAUUCUCUUGGGACAACUGUAAUACCCAGUGGAAAUGAAAAACGGUUAUGUGAAAUUUGGCGGGGGGUGGGCAAAUAAGGUGCAUUAUGGGAGAUGUGCAAGUGGCGUAUAAAAGAUACGUAGUACAGAGUAUGACGCACCCUUCACUUUCUAUUGUCGAAAAAGAUAAUGCUGUUAGUAUCUCUUUUGUUAUUAUAUACAGGCACACUUCUUCUCCUUUGAGAUAUGAAGGGGAGGAAGUCACGUACGGGCGAUUUUGUCACAUAUUUAAUUCGCCAUGCAGGUGCUUCGCUGCGCGCUCGAGAGCUCCGCCAAUUUUUUUUUUUUUUCAGAACGACCAGUUGAUAUUGGGAUAAAUAUUGCAGUGCUGACAAUUUCAGAUAUUGAGGAAGAAAACAUGGUAAGCCAUGCGUCAUUUGCAUGGCUCAUGAAUGGUUGUGUACAUACUGUUAGGUAGUUGUGUCAGUGGCUCAUUUAUAGUUUAAUUUCUCAGUAAAGGUUCCAACUCGCACCAAAAGGGUCUUCCGUGAGCUAAAUUGUUUCCUUAUAGUAGCACUUUCCUAUUUUUUUAACUGUGUUGUAUCAAAGCUGUUUUUUUAAAGUAUUUUUUUACCACUCAAUUUCAAAAUUUCACUUGAGGAUUAAACUUAAACUGUUGCCAUGUUGUGGUUCAUGAGCUACCCAAGGCAUCAAAAAACAUGGUAACACAUGAUAAUGCUAUACUUUACAUUUAGAAAUUCACAGUAGAUAUGUACAUGAGGCAAUUAUGGUUCGAUAGAAGACUGGCAUUUGGCAAUGGAAGAACCGCCCUCGUUUUGCAGUACGAGGUCCUGAACAAGUUAUGGCUUCCAGAUACGUACUUUGAAAACAGCGUUAAGACCUCUGGACAAAAAGAAACAAUGGCGGUGUUGCUGUAUGGAAACGGUUCCAUUUUUUACACCCAGAGGUAAACUGAUUCUUAAUAAGGGCGCGAUGCCCUCUAUUAGCGGAUUGAAAGGUCUGUCUGUAUGUGUCAACGUCGUUUCCAAGAAUACAAAGUUAAUUUGGCAAAACUUGAACAGUGCUGAAACAAAAAAAAAAUUCGACAAAGACAAGUAUCGGGCAAGGAUGGCGCAGUGGUGAGAGUACUCUCCUCCCACCGAUGUCGCCCGGGUUCAAAUCCCGGCGUCGACUCCAUAUGUGGGUUGAGUUUGUUGUUGGUUCUCUCCUUUGCUCCGAGAGGUUUUUCUCCGGGUACUCCGGUUUUCCCCUCUCCUCAAAAACCAACACUUCCAAAUUCCAAUUCGAUCUGGAACACACGGACACGUUUAAACGAGUUCAUAUGAACUCUUAAGUGCUUCGUGGGUAAAAAAGCAAUUUUUUUUAUCAAUAAUAAGUCACGCCAGAAGCAUGUAACCCCGUUAUAUACUUAUAGUCACGCGUCCGUUUUGCACACCCUGUUGUAUAUUGUUGCGUUUCGUUGGGAGUUGUUGCCAAAGUUUGAAACUACGCCAACAAUGUUGGGAGUUGUUGCAUCCGUUUGCACGACGAAUUGGUAACGUGCAAUCCUGUAAUCUCGAUGGUUAUUUUUGGUAUCCCACCUUCCGGGCAUAAUAGUUUUCAAUCCCGAAUCUCGUCCCGUUUUUGCUUAAAAAUCCCGAGUCCCGAGUUUUCAAAUAAGGAAAAUCCCGUUUCCCGAAAAACCUAUUAGGGGCCGUCAACAAGGGAUGUACGCUAUCAGUUUAAGGAUCUGUUCUUUGCAUGUAAUCAUUUGUUUAAGGGUGACGGUCAUCGCGAGGACUUUGAUGAAUUUCCAGGCCUUCCCUAUGGACAAGCAGACAUUCAGUCUGACUGCUUCAUCUUGUAAGUACUUACGCCAGCAAAAGUUAUAAUUACCCCCCGCCCCCCGCCCACCAAACCUCUCACCACCCAAAGGAGUGGUUACGCUAUGUGAGUACCACCCAACAGAGUAUUGUGUCGACCCGUUUUGUACUAAGAAUGGGUAUGGUAUGUAUUUUAUACAUUGGAACGGUUACCGCAAAAUGAACAAAUGGGGCCGGGUAUUAAUCUAUGAUUUUGGAAUGGAAAAGGAUCAAGUUUUAAGUCACGUUCAGGUAGAGUUAGGUCUGCAAGGAUAGAAAAAGUUGAACAAGGUAGAUUGAAAAAAGGAUUUGUUGGUCUAGAGACGCUAAACGGCCUUCAGAAGAUUCCCUUGCACCUUGCGCAAUGUUAAGUGUCGAUGACUAUAUUUUUCUUUGUAGAUGGUAGAGGAAACAGCCAACUGCGAUACAGAAAAAUACAGGUGAACAUGUUGAACAAAGCUCAAGAGAUGGCCGAUUUUGUGAUCAUGAAUCAAAGUGCAACAAUCACUUCACAAAAGUACAUAUCAGGUAUAAAUUGUUCCCUACUUUGGUAACGUGUGUCAGGAGUAUUCCUUAGCAUUGUAAAACACGCUAUGCAUUAAGCACCGCCAGAUGGACUGGUUAUACAGUUAUUUUUCAGACCCCUCCAGACGGCGAUAAGUGAAAUAAAAGUCGACGCAAAUCCCACUUCUUACAUCGGCUGUGGUUGGAUAAAAUACUCGUUCGGGUGUGAAAUAUUCAGUAAUUCUUGAAAAUAAUUCAAACCUGAAUUUUCUCCCCACAUAGGGUAGUCUAGAUUACGGAAGAUGGGAAAAUUUUGCUUGUGGAAUCCCAGAGUCCAGAUCUUUGGAAUCCGGAAUCUCGGAUCCAGAUUUCACUCACUAAGAAUCCUGAUCCAGAAUCCAAGAAUGUCUUGGAUACAUACAUACAUACUUUACUGAGACUGCCUUCAACAGGGCUUUUCAGUCACAAUUAAGGAUUAGAGCGGGAGACCUUUAUGGUCAUUUAAAACAGCGAGCAUUUGGUUAUAAAUUUUGCGAGGAUCCGAUCGCCUUCACAGUAUUGAUUACUUUUGUUUUGCUGUUCAUGAAUCAUUUGAGCGAUUUUCGUAUGACCUUGAAAAUUGGUUUCGGCAAGUGUUCCUUACUCGUUUUAUCAGCAAAUGAGUGAAAAGAUCAAAACAUGGCCUCUUCGUUUUCCCGCCAAAGAAAACCCUAUUUAAAUAUGGAGAGGGCAUUGUUAGAUUGGCCAUUUGUGUUGCAGUAUGACGUCAAAGCGAAGUAUCUAUUGAUUUCUAGAAAGUUCUCGGGCACGAAGUUUUUUCAGCCGAGCGUUCGCUAACCAACCAAAACCCACGCGGGUUUGUAUCCGUUCGAUUAAUCAAUCAAUUCGCUCUAUUUCCGUUCGUUUGCUGUUUCUGUUUUGUUCGCGCGUUUUCAUUUCAAGGUCAGACGAAAAUCGCUCUAUUAGCUGGAUAUCAAACCCGUCUCCACGGAAAAUGAAGUUGGCAAGUUGCCGUUUUGAAUUUGAGUCUUGGAACUUGAAUACUUUGACUUUAAUAAUAAUAUUGGUUAUUUUAAAAUCGAGUGUAGUUACUAAACAUCAUUCAAUCUGGCACCAUUAGAAAUGACCAUAUCUCCGUUCCGAUAAGUAUCUAAGAACUCAGUUUGAGUUCAAGGUUGUCAACUUCUUUGUCUUUCGCGUGUCAAAACCCUAUUAGAAUGUAAUCUAAUCAUUGUAACUACCCAGCUCGUUUAGUAUUUGCUAUUCUGAGUAGGUUUUUGCCUGAUCUACUUUAAUUUAUUAUGUUUUUUGUAAACGGUUUUUAAAUUGGCAUAUAAGUUGGCUGGUUGGUUCUUGUUGUAGUUGUUGUUCUUUAAAUUGAUUUAUUAAUAUAACAAAUGUGAUCAUUCCAGAAAGACGGUCAAGGCCAAAACCUGAUCUGUCUACCUUUGCUACAGGUUGUUUCGACAUGGUGAAAAUCUCCUUCAUUGCGAAGAGACGGGUUGGUUAUUACUUCAUAAAUGUCUAUUUUCCGGGCACUCUCUGCACUGUGGUUUCAUGGCUGGCCUUCUGGAUGGACCCAGAAAACAUCGGGGACAGGGGAACUGUUGGUAUUACCUCUCUGCUAACUCAGAUGUUCUUGGUGCAAAGCGUUAAUGAGCAUAUGCCGCAUGUCAAUUACGUGAAGGCCACUGACCUGUUUUUAAUUGUCUCGUUUGUGUUCUCCUUUAUAACGCUUCUAGAAAGCAUCACAGUUUAUAGGGCCGCCAAAGGAGGAAAAAUGGAGAUGAAUGCUUCGCCUCAAAAUGAAAGGGUAUGGGCUUACUUUGCACUUUCAAAUGAAAUCCAAAAUUGUUUGACAUUCAUGUCGAUAAGGGUUCGAUUUCUGUUUCGAGCUUCGCUUCGAAACAGAAAUCGGGCCGAAAUCACCCUGUCUGGAGCCCAAGGCCACAUCCACUAACAUGACGCGAUGGACGUACGGAUGAUUGUUAGAACCGAAAUUUCUUGGAUGCGUAGAUAACCAAAUUUUCUCACCCAUGGUGCACCGCUGCGCGCGCCUCGCGCACGCAAGACCUCCGCUAUUGGUAUCCUCAUAAGUAGUUAUUACAAAGCCUGGGAAUCCAGGUUUUCUUAGGCGCCUUUUAGUAAAAUAAAGGUGAUUAGUUCCGUAUUUUUUCACCUUGAAAACAAGUAACUCUGUUGUUUUACUGCUAAACAGGAGGACAAAACUGAGGCAAAUCAAAACAGUGAGGCGAGUGUUACUGUCGCUGACAGGAAGAACAGCAUCUCGAUGAUUCUUGACCCUACACGGGCUAAAGGCACUUCAGAGAUAAAAGAAAAGAAAAAGAAGAAUGCGGACGACUUUAUCGACAGGAUAUCAAGAGUACUUUUCCCGACUGCCUACGUAGCUUUUUUAGUUUGUUAUUUCACGACAUAUACGGCUUAA
Porites lobata is the source of this 5876-nucleotide messenger RNA. The record is from the annotation of a GenBank genome assembly. NCBI's taxonomy places the organism in Eukaryota, Metazoa, Cnidaria, Anthozoa, Scleractinia, Poritidae.